Cricetulus griseus (Chinese hamster) is the source of this 4147-nucleotide messenger RNA. The record is from RefSeq and is a predicted model, not a curated record. NCBI's taxonomy places the organism in Eukaryota, Metazoa, Chordata, Mammalia, Rodentia, Cricetidae.
GGGCGCAGCAGGGAAGGGCGCCGAGGCUCGGAGCUGGCGGGCGACGGGAUGCGGCGGGUCAUCCGCCCGAGCCCCCAUGGCCUGCACAAGCGAUGCACGGCUGCUGCUGGGCCGGGAGGAGCUGCAGGCGGCGCCCACGCUGCUGGUCCCCGCUGUGCUACUGGGCGCAGCACUCGGCCUGGGCCUCGGCCUGUGGCUAGGCUGCCGCGCCAGCCGCCUGCGUGCGCGGCUCCAGAAAGAUGACACUCAACAUCUGCUCAGGAGUUCAGAGCCCACUGCACAGAGCCUGCCAGAUACUGGCUCCCAGGUCAGGAGACGCCAGAGAGAAACAACUUUCCGGGAUGAGGAUGCUCCUGAGGAAUGUGAGCCAUCCUUGAGCGGUAACAUCACAGCAUUUGCACUGAAAGCCAGGGUUGUCUAUCCCAUCAACCAGAAGUUCCGGCCUCUGGCUGAUGGAUCCUCCCACCCGUCGCUGCAUGAAAACCUGACCCAGGCAGCAGCCAUUCUGCCCCACCUACCCCACCAGCCAGCAGAGGCCUCACCAGCCAGCAGCUUGGGCAGCCUGAGCCAGGCUGGCAAGGAGGAUGGCAGCUCCUCUUCCAGCAUGCACUCAGCCUACAGUGACGACAGGCUCCUCCACUGUGCCUUCCUCCAGGUGGGCAGCUUCCCUGAGGUUCUGGUCUGUGAGAGUGCGGAUAUUGACCUAUGUGUUUGCAGCCUUCACUUGAAAGACCUGCUUCGGGUAGACACAGCACUGAGACGGGAGAAGCACCUGAUGUUCAUUCAGAUUCUUAGAGCAUGCCUCCUGGACCUUUUUCCUAAAAAGAAGCCUGAUGAUGAAUUAUACCAGAAGAUCCUUACAAAACAAGAGCAUGAUUUGGAGGAGUUAGAAAAGGGACUUCAGGCCAGAUUGGCGAACACAGAAAUGUUGGGCACCGGUGAUUCUGGCUAUGUCUCCCUGGCAGAUGUGGAGAGGAAGGAGAGAGAGCUCUCGGAGCAACUCAUAGACAAUAUGGGAGCUUUCUGGAAGCAGAUGGAAAACAUCCAGCCCAUUCUUGUGGACCAGUUUAAAUGUUCCAGCUCCAAGGCACGGCAACUCAUGAUGACUCUGACAGGACGAAUGAUUGCCGCUGAAGGGAUGCUUCGUGAUUCUCAGGACCUGCAGGCCCUGGAUGCCCUGGAGAGAACAAUGGGUCGAGCCCACAUGGCAAAAAUGGUAGAGUUCCUGAGGACCCAGAUCCAGGAGGAGACCAAGUGCCGACUAACUGCCAUCUCCCAUGGCCUGGAGCGGCUGACUAUCCAGGGACAACUGUCUGGGAGACAGAAGGAGGAACUUCUGACCCAGCAGCACAAAGCCUUCUGGGAGGAGGCAGAGUGCUUUGGCAGGGGGCCAGCUGGAAGUAGACUAGAAUUCAUACAGCGGGGCAAAGACCUGGUCCAGGCAUCUCUGGCUCAUCUGGCAGAGGUGAUAUCAGAGCUCACACAAAUCCAAGAAGAAGAGCAGAAAAGUUUCCUGACUGAUUCCCAGCUGACCUCAGACCCAGGGGAGUUCCUCAAGGCUUUUCAUGAGGUCCUGGAAAGACAGCGACUGACGUGGAGUGACCAGGAGGAGGAGGAGGACAUCAGGAUCACUGAGGCCAUGGCUGCACUCUGUCAAGAACUGUACUGUGGCACCAUGGAAACCUUUCAAAAGUUUGUGGACACACUGUUCCUGAAGACUCUCCCAGAAGUGAGCAGUCUCCCUGUGGCAGACUGUGAGGCCCUGCGGCAACAGGUCCAGGAGCAGGCAGCGAGACAGCUGGGGCAGGUGGACCGAUUUCGCAGACGGCAGUGGGAACUCGUUUGUGAACUCUUGGAACAGGACAGGCGGGUGUGGCUGGAGGAGUGUGCGCUGUCCACGGUGCUGCAAAGGCAGCUGCGGGAUCACCAGGAGAGCACCAUCCAUGAGGUCCUGAGCCGCUUCACUGGCCUCUCUGAAGAGUCUACACGAGGCAUCCUGCAGGGCCACCAGCUGCUGCUGUGUUCUGCUAUGCGCAGACUAGCCCUCCGAGGUACCACCAUCACUGCCCUGGCUCAGAUGAGGCUGUCUGGGAAAAAGAGGCUCCUGCAGGAGCUGCGUGAGCAACUGGCUCUGGAGCAGGGAGCAUCCCCAUGCCUGGAGGAACAUCAGUGGCAGCUGCUCAGAGCCCUGGAGGCACGGAUACUGGAAGAGGCAGCCAGACUGGAAGAUGAGGCACAGCAGACGGGCCUGCGACUCCAGCAGCAGCUGCUUGCAGAGGCAAGGGAGGCAGGGCAGCUGCUACAGUUGCACUCAGAGCGGGCCAUUGGACAGGCAUUGCUGGUUCAUGCAAGGAAUGUGGCCAGCAAGGGCCGGACCAGGGACAAGGAAGACUUCAAGAGGACGCUAGUGGAGACAGUUGUGGAGAGUGUGUAUGUGACCAGCACCAGUGUCAGCCGCCUUGUGCAGGCAUAUUACCAGCGUAUCGGGAAGCUCUUGCAGGCCCAUGAGGAGCAAGUGCUGCAGCACCUGAAGACCCUGCAGGGUGAGAGAAUCAACACUUACAAGCUGUGGAAGAAGCAAGAAUUCAGUGACCCACUAUCAGGGAUCCAGACAGCAUCACCAGAAAGCCAGGCAGCAGAUACCCGUGGAGCUAACCAGGCGGUGCAGCAGAGGAUGCUGUCACAGCAGAAGAAGUUCCUGGAUCAGUUCACACAGCACCAGCAGGGCCGCCUGAACUCUCAAAAGCAGAAGGCUCAAGAGCUCAACCAGCUUGAAGCCCAGCUUGAGACCCAGCUGCAGGAAGCUGAGCAAACCUUUAUCUCAGAGCUGGCAACAUUGGCCCGAGUGCCUCUUACUGAAAACAAGCCAUUCUCCAACAAGCGAGGACUUCCAGCAGCAGAAGGCUGGGUCAGCAGGACAGCGAAGCUGGUGAUGGAGAGAACUCAAGGAAUAUGCUGCAGAAAAGAAGCAAUCUGUAGCUGGAAACCUGCUGAGAUGGACCUGACAUGCACCUUACUGCAUCCAUGGCUGCAGCUGUGUGGUUUAGGGGCAGAAGCAGGAGGCCAGUCUUGGGAGAGGGGAUGCCAUCUGCCUUACAAAGUGAAAUGACAUGACAGUAGCACCAACUGCCUGGGAUGACUGGAGGGAUGGCAUGCCUUGGAAAAUCUCAUCUUCUGCCAUGGUACACUUUUCCUGAUCACUUCCUCCCUCAGGAGGGCCCUCCAGCCUCACAGAGUUCCAGUGCUGCCCAGUGGCCCCUGAUUCCCAGCAUCUCCAUGAAGUCCUGCCUGACAGGGUCUCAGCAUCACUGGUGUUUUCUGAGCCUGAUGCCACUGUCUCACCUCCUUUGCUCCACAGUCAUAUCCUGGCAUUGGCUGCCAGGAUCCCAACCAGUACCAACUUUUGGCCUUAGUAUUUCUCUUUGGGCUCAGGUAGCCCUGGUACCUCAUCACUCAAGGAUGUCUGAGCUUCAGAGCCAGUGUCCUUGGUAUAGCCAUGGAGUUCCAAACCCACAGGCCUGUUCUAAACCACUUGGAUCUUGGGGAACCACCUGUGCCUGCCAUGUGCCACAAGAUCUCCUCCUUGGGCAUGGAGGGCAAGAAGGAGGCUUUCUCUACCCUUGGGUUUCACUGAGGAGGGUAAACCUACCAGCCAGCAGUUCCUUCCAUGAGGAGAGGCCCACAGGUCAUCUGCUCCUCCUGAGGGAUGGUUAGGACUUCCAUAAGCUUCCAAACCAGACCCACUUGCCCCACAGGCCAGAGGCCUUUCCCACUCAGGGGCAACCUCUCCCAUCAGCAUCAGGGAUUCCCAAUCAUUGCUGUCAAUAUUUUGGGUAUGAUCACUCUUUGUGUGUGAUGCCGAAGAUGGAGUCUCUCAUGUCAGACUCAGACCCAUGUAUAGCUAGGAGGUUCUGAAUGGCACACACUGUACAUUAGAGAUGAGAACUGCCACUCAGUGGAAACACUGCUUCAGUCACCUCCCUAGGAAACUGGUGUGCCUGAAACCGGGAGAGUUUCUGCCUGAAGACUGGGGUGACACAGCAUCCUACCUUCCUUCUUCUUUUCUUCCAUUCCCAGCUUCCCUUGCCUUAACCUCCUUGCACAUGAGCCAUCCCAAGCUCAUUCUGAAUAAACACCUCAAACCCAG